Molecule: messenger RNA, 345 nt
Organism: Syzygium oleosum
Lineage: Eukaryota; Viridiplantae; Streptophyta; Magnoliopsida; Myrtales; Myrtaceae
Product: vegetative cell wall protein gp1-like
Exons: 2
Coding region: 1-345 (114 amino acids)
Source: RefSeq, a predicted model, not a curated record
AUGGCGGUCCUCCUCGUCGGCCUGGCGGUGGCGCAGGGCCCCGCCCCGUCGCCGGCCCACACCCCGUCCAAGUCCCCCCCCUCGCCGUCGCCCUCCGUGUCGCCCAAGGCGUCGCCUUCCCCGGCGACCGCGACCCCGCCGGCUUCCGCCCCGGCUCCCCACGGCCCCGCCGCCUCCCCGCCGUCGCCCCGUCGCCCCCGCCCCCGCCGCCGCCGGCCUCCGGGCCCGGGGGCCCCGCGCCGACGUCGCCCCGCCGCCGUCCAUCGCGACGCCGCCGUCCGUGGCGGCCCCUCCCCAGAACAACGGGGCCGCAUAGGGAGAGAGAUAUGCACAUUGGACAUAUAA